UUUUUAGUUGCUAUUAAAUUACACCAAUAAUAAUAAUAAUAAUAAAAGACAAAUAAAGCAUUUCCUUUUAUACUUAAGAAAAAAAAAAAAAAACAAACAUUUCCUUUUAUGAGUACUAAUUUGGAAAAGAAAGAAAGAAACAAAGCAGUAAUGAAAAUGGCGGUAAUCCUGAAAAUCAAUAAUAAGAAAAACCACUUUCUUCUUCUACUCUCUCUCUCUUUCUCUCGUAGCUCUAGCUCUACCUCCUCCUCCACCCCCGCCUGGUACGCCUGCAACUCCUCCCCUCCUACUCUCUCUCACUCUCACCAUCCCAAUCCCGAUCCCAUACUCCUCUCUCUCUCCCAAGCUAUCAACAGCACCCAAACAAAGUCUCUUGACUCAUCACUCAACUCUCUUCUCCCUUCUCUCACUGCUUCUCACUUUAUCGACCUCAUCACCUUCAACCCCUGCUCUCUCUCCCCACACUCUCUCCUCUCCUUCUUCAAUUGGCUGUCUUCCCGCUCAACUUUUCGCCAUACCCUCCAUUCUUAUGGCGCCAUGGCUGGGUUCCUCUGCGCCAAUCGUAUGGUUCCAGAAGCUCAAUCUCUGCUGCGCUUCGUUGUCUCUCGCAAGGGGAAGGAUUCCGCUUCCUCCGUUUUCGCUGCUAUUGUUGAGAGUAAAGGUAUCUGUUUUCAACAGAGUGGUGUGUUUGAUUCUUUGAUUAAGUUUUAUAUCGAUUGUGGGUUUGUGUCAGAUGCAAUUCAGUGCUUUAGAUUGGUUAUGAAGCAUAAAUUUCGUAUCCCAUUUCGUGGUUGUGAGUAUUUGCUUGGUAAAGUGAUGAGGUCAAAUUCAGCUGAGUCUGCUUGGUUGUUUUACUCUGAGAUUUUGGACUGUGGUUAUCCUCCUAAGGUAUGUAGUUUCAACAUUUUAUUGCAUAAAUUUUGUAGAGAAUGUAAAAUUAUGAAAGCCCAGUUACUGUUUGAUGAAAUUACCAAACGGGGUUUGCACCCAACUGUUGUUAGCUUCAAUACUUUGAUCAAUGGAUACUGUAAAUCAGGGAAUUUAGAGGAGGGAUUUAAGCUGAAGAGAGUUAUGGAGGAUAGUGGUGUAUCUCCUGAUGUUUUUACUUACAGUGUUUUGAUUGGUGGGUUGUGUAAAGAGAGCAAGUUAGAUGGUGCAUGUGAGUUGUUUGAAGAAAUGUCUAAGAGUGGUUUGGUUCCAAAUAAUGUAACUUUUACUACCUUGAUUAAUGGGCACUGCAGAAAUGGAAGAAUUGAUUUGGCUAUGGAGGUUUAUAAGAAGAUGCUGGGCAAAGGUGUCAAGCCUGAUUUGAUUAUGUACAAUGUGCUCAUAAAUGGUUUUUGCAAAGAUGGAAAUGUGGGUGAAGCUAGAAAGCUCUUACAUGAGAUGAAAAUGAGAGGUUUGAAGCCUGAUAAGAUCACUUACACUACGAUAAUUGAUGGGUGUUUCAAAGAGGGUGAUCUAGAAACUGCCGUGGAGAUUAGGAAGGAAAUGGUAAAGGAAGGAAUCGAGCUUGAUAAUGUAGCUUUCACCGCCCUUAUUUCGGGAUUAUGCAGAGAGGGAAGAAUCAUAGAUGCAGAAAUUACACUGAGGGAGAUGUUGAAUGCUGGCAUGAAACCUGAUGAUGCUACAUAUACCAUGGUCAUUGAUGAGUUUUGUAAGUUGGGGGAUGUGAAAAUGGGAUUCAAAUUGCUGAAGGAAAUGCAGAGAAAUGGCCGUGUACCAGGAGUUGUAACGUAUAAUGUUCUUAUGAAUGGUUUGUGCAAGAAAGGUCAGAUGAAAAAUGCUCAUAUGCUCUUAGAUGCUAUGCUUAAUUUGGAAGUGGUUCCUGAUGACAUAACAUACAAUAUUCUUUUACAAGGGCAUUGCAAGCUUCGAAAUCCAGAGGAUGUUGAUAAACUACGAAGUCAGAUGGGGCUUGUUUCAGAUUAUGCUUCAUAUACUUCACUUGUUGGUAAAAUUAAAUAAUCAUUUAAACUGUAACUUGGGACUCACUAACAAAAUCGAAGGUGGUUCCCUUUUUGCUUUUUCUCUCUUUGUAUGAUCAAGUGAUAAAAGCUGAAGUUCUUUUCAUUGUGGAGAACUGUUAGUUUAAAUUAGGUAUGGGCUUGAGAACAAGAAAACAGAAUGAACAAUUAGCUGGUCUUGGCUACACCCCUAUACUUUCCAUUUGUGUAGCUCUAGACAGGUGCGUAUUUCAAACUCUUUUGCUGGGAUGAAAUUUAGCUCCCAAAAAUAGCAUACCCAAAUUAUAUGAAAGCCUAUGGAGGCUACAAUUACAGAAUUUACACUUUCAGAAAUUUUAUUUGCAUUAAUAUGUAAAUAAAUCUUAUUUCUUAUUCUGGACAAAUUGUUUGAAAUAAAUAUGUAUUGAUUAUAGUUUACUCUAGCUUAA
Messenger RNA from Cannabis sativa, 2395 nucleotides. Its product is annotated as putative pentatricopeptide repeat-containing protein At1g09680. The transcript has 2 exons. Bases 109 to 1968 code for a protein of 619 amino acids. Lineage: Eukaryota; Viridiplantae; Streptophyta; Magnoliopsida; Rosales; Cannabaceae. The record is from RefSeq and is a predicted model, not a curated record. Gene Ontology annotation, molecular function: protein binding.